Messenger RNA from Durusdinium trenchii, 2658 nucleotides. The record is from the annotation of a GenBank genome assembly. NCBI's taxonomy places the organism in Eukaryota, Dinophyceae, Suessiales, Symbiodiniaceae.
AUGACACACCCGCUGGUGCCAUUGGAGUCUUUGUCGCGUGUGCGCGACAGACAGUACAUCUGUGUCAAGGCCAUGGUGGUGGAAAAUCCUGGAAGCACUGAGAGAUUGACCGGCAGUGGCCCGUUGUCGGUGUGCAAUGCCGUCGUCCAAGAAGGGACGACGCGUGUGAGGUGUGCCUUCUGGAGAGAGAUGGCAGAGAAGUUGGCCGCUGUGGCUGUGGACUCUUGUGUUCUGUUGUAUCAAGUGCUUGUGUCCAAGAAAGCUGGAGACGAGGCUUCGUGGGAACUCGGCUCCUGGCGAGGAACGCAGAUUUUGCCCUGUCCGCGCGAUUUGGCAGAUCAGAUGACCGCAACUUUGGCUGACAAGGAGGCCUGCCGGAUGUUGACCCAUGUUCCCGUCAAGGACUACAAGAACUGUCCGGCUGUUGCGACCUCGUUGAGUGCUCUCAUGGGCGUCAUCGUCCCCGGAGCGGUGAGGAAAGUGGAGACUGUGUUCGAAGUCGUUGGCCUGCAGGCGCACGCCACUGCGCCAACGGAGCGUCGACUUGCUCUGCGACUCACGGUGGCAGACUCGAACGCACAGUGCAGCCUGAUGAUCUAUCAUGAAGGUAUUUUGGCUGUUGCCAAGCUGCUGAACGUUGAGCUGACCACAUCGUUGCAGGACACGCGGAGUUUGAGAACGCAGCUUCGUGAUAUGUUUCGAAGUGCUCAAUGGACUUGUCGUUUCACAUUCCGUGGCAAUGAAUACCAAGAAGUGCUGGAACUUGAUCUUCGGCAUCUGGAACCUUGUUUGGUCACAACACGUGAAGCAGUUGCCGCAACCUCGCCGGAGCUGUUGCGACGCCCAGUGACACAUCAUCAUAUGCACGCAGGCUGUCCGGUGGUCUCCCUUCGUGAUGUGACAGAAGACAAAGACCUGGGAAUGUUUACCUUUGGGCGUAUCGAUUGCACCGCAAUGCGGGCUUUGGUUGCCUUCAACGAGGUCGACUUGGCAGAUGAUGAAGCUUUGCAGCAGGAUCCAAACACGACCUCGGCCAUUCGUGUCAAGAGGUCUGUCGAUUGCCUGUUGUCGCAGCGCGCUUCGGACAUGCCUUUUCGGGCCAAGCUCCGUUGCGCUGGCCCUUCUUCGGCCGUGAACUGGAUGCUCCGAGGAUCCGCAGGUCAAGUCUUCCAAGUGGUCCUUGGCCAGACCGACAGUUUUGGAGAAUACUCGGUUUUGUGGCAUGUGCCGGUCGUGCAAGAACGAGUUCCUGAAGUGACAGCUUUCUGGGAAUUUCUCAGCACCACUGAAUCCAAAGAUGCAGGCUUUCAGUUUGACAAGGAUUGGGAGACGCCGUUGAAGCGUCUGCGAGGUCUGCGUGACGGGAUGCCCGAGCAGGAACGUCACAGCGAUGCCUGGCACAGCGGAGAUGCCGACCUGUUGGUCAAGCAGACGACGGUAGUGAUUCCAUGGAGACUGGAUCUCUCGCUUCGCAGCCCAGCCUUUCAGGAGAUCUACGGCCUGCUGACCAAAUUGAUCGCCAAUGGCCUGACCCAGUUGAUCCUCCUCAGGUUUGCACAGCUUCGCAAGGAGAAGCUGACUGAGAAGGUGCUGUUUCCGUCCCGCAAGGGACGACACCAGCGUCUGGAUCUUCAGACUUUGAUCCAGCGGGCAGAGGAGGAUUACAUAGAUUUCCAGGACGUAUCCACGCUGGUGGAGAUUGACGAGUACGUCAAGACACACUGCAAGUCGUCAAACAAGCCGAGGACUCUAACCGAAAAGAGAAAGUGGUGCAAAGAUCAGGGCAUUAAACUGAUCAAGCACCCCAAAUCGGGGAAAGACGCCAUCCCGAUCCUCGACCGAACGGUCAUGUUGAGUGGCACCCGAGUCAGUGCUGCAAAAGUGAAGCAGGAGGUCCACGACCAGAAGGGGGAGGCAAAAAAAUCCUUUGCAAGAGCGCGUCAGGAUUUUGAGGUUCAAACCAACACGAAAGCAGAUCUGGACAAGGCCUUGGCCGAGGGGAAGGAUGAUGAGAGCGAUUCCAGUGACUCCGAUUCGAGUUCCAAUUCAUCUUCUCCCACAUCCAUGAAGCUGCAGUCAGCAGGUUCUGAGGAUGCGAAACCUGGCUCCAAAGCCAAACAAAGGAAAGUGAGUCUGGGCGGAGAGGAGUCGACAGCAGGGGCUUCGCCAAGGACUUCUGAAAAAGAAGAGCAGGUAGAGAAGAAUCGGGACAAGAAUCAUGAGCGAACAGAAGCUACACUCACUGCCUGCCAAAAAGUCAGGGAUCUUCUAGUCGAGCUCACGCCAGACGUGGUCUGGCGAUCGUUGGUUCGGACCACAGAGCUGGAACGACGACUUGCCAAGGUGGCUCCAACAGAACGGGAUUUGCAAAAGAUUUCCGCCAGUGGAGACAAAGCAGACCGACAACAGAAGGCUCGAGCAUCGCAUCUUCAGGAUGAAAUCCAGAGCUUGUCAGAAACUGUGAAUGCCAUGAAGCUUACCUUCCAAAUGGUGAGGAGCUCGGAGCCGUCUACACUCAUCCGGGAGGUGUCCAGCGGACAGGACCUCCCAAAGUACGUUCAGCAAUUUGCCCACAAGCUCUUCAACACGGACGUCACAGUCUUGAUUGACUUUACUCAUUCUAUCGCCAAGAAAUUGGUGGAGGCAUUGUGGUUUUGA